ACUGCGCGCACUCUGAGACUCCACUGGGAGUAUCUGUGGGAUGUCGUGGCUUCCACCCGUUUCUUCAUGAUUGAGUUCCCCAACCUUGACACUUGGUUUCGCCUAUGGUAUGAGAAGAACCGCACCGUGAAGAAAUCGGAUCUGUUAUAUCCCUGCUUUCAGUUCAACCACAUCGAGGCCUUCCUGUCGAUUACCAAAAGAUUGGUUUACGACCACCCUCAUAUCAAGGAGUACAAGAACGAGAACCACCCUGACUUGCACGUUCCACCUCGCAUCAUUGGUGCACUCAACGGAGCUCGUGGCCAUCUCAGAGUCGUUCUCGCUAGAUGGCUCUGGGCCCCUUUGGAGAACAUGAUGACGGCCAGUUGUGAUUGCAAGGAAAAAACUGUCUAUCUGUAUCUUAAGGCACUCGCAAAGACCGGAGGCUACCCCGUCGAUCAGCAGGGUCGCAAGUCAGUCACUGCCAUCUGUCACGAACUAGGAUCCUUUGAGAAACACUUCCAGUUGCCUCAAUCCAGCAAGAGCUGUGCAAGCUGCGCCAAGGACUGGACAGGUGUUGUUGCACAUGCUGUUGAGAGUAUCCAGGAAUAUUUCAACGGCUUAUGUCUUGACUGCAUCGACCAUACCCAGCCAAAGUUCCUGGACGAGCACGAUGACUACUGGAAUCAUCUCUCGUUCAACACAAAGUGGGACUUGAAAUGUUGCGUCUCACACGGCCAAGCCUCAUGGUACUCCUCCUUCAUGGGACGCUUUGAUACCAGAGACUCCUUGCUCAAGCGUGUCAAAAAGCGUUUCAAUAACUAG
This is a messenger RNA of Aureobasidium melanogenum CBS 110374, 804 nucleotides long. RefSeq lists its product as uncharacterized. The transcript has 3 exons. The annotation marks the transcript as partial. Lineage: Eukaryota; Fungi; Ascomycota; Dothideomycetes; Dothideales; Saccotheciaceae. The record is from RefSeq and is a predicted model, not a curated record.